AUGGCGAACUGGGCAGUCGAACUCAGCGAGUACGAUAUCGAAUACCGUUCUCGCCCAAGUCUGAAGUCGCAAGUUCUGGCUGACUUCAUCACCAAACUAUCGCCCGAGCUCGACGACCCCACCCCCGCGGAUGAGCAAUGGACAAUGUUCGUCGACGGUUUAUCAACGAGUCACGGCUCCGGGGUGGGACUUAUCCUCCGAUCCCCCACCGGUGAAAUCCUUGAGCAGGCGUUAAAGCUCAACUUCAAAGCGUCGAACAACGAAACCGAAUACGAGGCCGUUCUCGCGGGACUCCGGUUAGCCCGGGGACUUGGAGUCAAACACCUGCAGGUCUUCUGUGACUCCCAACUCGUAGUCAGCCAAUUCAGCGGAGAAUUCGAUGCCAAAAACAAGCGAAUGGGAGCAUAUCGACAGUUGGUCCGCUCGUUAUCCAGAGAAUUUGCAUCUUUCUCUCUGACGAAGGUCCCACGGAACGAGAAUGCCUCAGCCGACGCCCUCGCAGCUCUGGCAAACCGCUCCGACCCCGAGUUACGACGUACCAUUCCAAUUGAAUGCAUCGAUGCUCCCAGCAUUGAUCCAGACAGCCAGAUCACCGUCAUCAACGACGACUCAAUCCCGAUGGAAGUCGACGAGCUUAUAGAAGAUAUGACGGACAUCGCCAAACCUCCGGAGGAUUGGCAACUUGAGAUCAAACUUUACAUCUCCGACGGUAUCGUCCCGACAGACCGAUGGGCAGCUCGACGACUGAAGGACCGAAGUGCCAGGUACAUCCUUUUGGACGGUGAACUGUUUCGCCGAAGUGCGUCAGGAGUAUUCCUUACCUGUGUUACUCGGGACGAAGCCGAACGCAUCAUGAUGGAGGUGCAUGAAGGCGAGGGUGGCAAUCAUUCUGGCGGACGCGCACUUGCUCUUAAAAUCAAAAAGGAUGGUCACUAUUGGCCUACCAUGAUGGCCGAUUGCGAAACUUUCGUGGCCAAAUGCGAAGCUUGUCAGCGCCAUAGAACAAUGCGGCACGUCCCGCCCGAACUGCUAAAUACCGUGACAGCUCCAUAUCCUUUUAUGCGCUGGGCCAUGGACGCCAUAGGACCUUUGCCGGCGUCCAAAUCCAAGAAGUAUGUCAUGGUGCUGACUGAUUACUUCACCUAG
This is a messenger RNA of Camelina sativa (false flax), 1146 nucleotides long. NCBI's taxonomy places the organism in Eukaryota, Viridiplantae, Streptophyta, Magnoliopsida, Brassicales, Brassicaceae. The record is from RefSeq and is a predicted model, not a curated record.